AUGGCGUCGUUUCAUUACUACUCGGGAACGCCCCCGGAUUCUGUUUUUACCAAUAUUCAAGCUGUCAACAAAUUUUCCGACGAACCAUUCAGUGAAUUGAUCAAUUUAAUGUUUACCUUCCUUGCUGACCCAUCAAAAUCGUCUAGACUGCUUUUACAACUCGAUGAGUUUGCAGAACAUAACGGCGUGGGAGCAAACGCUUUGAAGACUGUGUUCAAAACUUUACUCACUAUUCCGAAUGCUGCUCUUGGAAAAAAUCUCGGGCCGGCUCAGUUGAAGGAAGAUUUGGUUAACUUAGGACUUUCAGAGGGCAAAGCAGAUUAUUUUGCAGAUCAGUGGAAGUCUAAUUUAGUGGCGUUGUCAAGGAAUGUCUUAGGACAAACCUUGAUGGUAAACCAACUUGUAGACAUGGAAUGGAAAUUCGGAGUGACGGCUUCAAGUAGCGAUGUGGACAAAGUGGGAAACACUUUCCUACAGCUGAAACUAGUGAUUAACAAAGGCAAUGGAACAAGCAAUGUUUAUAUGGAAUUAACAUUGCCACAGUUCUACUCAUUCCUUCACGAAAUGGAGAAAGCCAAGUCAAACCUUGAGUAUCUCAGUUGAACCAAUGAGAUAAGACAGUUUAGACUGGUAUAUGUGUUUCAGAAUUAGAAUCUAUGGAAAGAGAGGACACUGAGAGGCUGUUAAACCAUUUGUGUUGAGUGAAGGUGUCACAUUGAUAAUAAGUCUAUGAGCGACUAGUCUAUUCAACAUUAACGGAUUGAAUUUCUGCAAACCAUGAAAGGUGCCAUGGUGGAUCCAUAAGUUAACAUUAACAUAUGUAUAAAAUUAUGUGUUCUUUUCCCACAACUACAGCGGUAUAUGUUUGUGUUAGAAAAUUGGAUCAUUGCUGAUUGGUGCAAGUUUUAAACUAACAUGUCAUGGAAAUUAAAGUGAUCAUAUAUGUUCAUUUUAUAUCAUGGAUUUAGGUAUUUUAAGUAACCAUUCAAGCAGAUGUUUUUAUCUAAUAAUACUUCUGCUUAUCCAGUGAUAAUCUGGAUCAUGCCCCUUAUUGUCAUUGCUUUACUAGUAUAUGUGGGUAGCAUAGGGAGUGUGUGGCAUGGGAUUGUUUGAUUGAUUAGUUGACUCUGGGAUUAAGAUAGUCUGUCUUAAUCCCAGUUUAACGGGUAUUUAACACCAUGCUCAAGAAUUUGUUACUGGUCAGAUUUAUGGGU
Liolophura sinensis is the source of this 1214-nucleotide messenger RNA. Its product is annotated as COMM domain-containing protein 7-like. Gene Ontology annotation, biological process: negative regulation of DNA-templated transcription; tumor necrosis factor-mediated signaling pathway. The transcript has a single exon. Gene Ontology annotation, molecular function: NF-kappaB binding. The record is from RefSeq and is a predicted model, not a curated record. Lineage: Eukaryota; Metazoa; Mollusca; Polyplacophora; Chitonida; Chitonidae. Bases 1 to 603 code for a protein of 200 amino acids.